Messenger RNA from Aspergillus saccharolyticus JOP 1030-1, 2046 nucleotides. Its product is annotated as amino acid permease. The record is from RefSeq and is a predicted model, not a curated record. Gene Ontology annotation, cellular component: membrane. NCBI's taxonomy places the organism in Eukaryota, Fungi, Ascomycota, Eurotiomycetes, Eurotiales, Aspergillaceae. Gene Ontology annotation, molecular function: amino acid transmembrane transporter activity. Gene Ontology annotation, biological process: amino acid transmembrane transport. The transcript is spliced from 7 exons. The coding region runs from base 334 to 2046 and encodes 570 amino acids.
CAAGGGCAAAAAACUUCAUCCCAGACUAACAUAUCGCGCGCAAUGGCUGCUGUCUUCAACAUGGACUUUCUUUCUCUCUGGAUGCAACCACUUCUUCGCCCAGGAGGUUAGUAGUCGAACUUUAUACAGUGAUAUCAUAUCGCCCUGCAACGCCGAUCUUGUCUGCUUUUUUGGGGCCCAGUUUUUCUGCUGCCUGAGUUCCACUUGGCCUGUCACGGGUGGGACACCGACCUUUACCCGGUUGGGAAGACCUUUGUCAUCAUACUUCAGCCUGUGGUCUUGUAUACCUGAGCUGCCGCAAGUCAACCUCAUCGUAACACAGCAACAACACGGAUGGCCGCCCACGACAUCGAAAAGCAGCCCGCUGCGGCCGCCGGGGCUCCUCCGGGCAAAGGCGCCGGCGCAUCGACGGGCUUCGUCGACGCCGAUGCGCAACUCGUCCGCGCGGACCGGCUCGCGCGCAAGCUCUCUGCCCGGCAGGUGCAGAUGAUCGCCAUCGGCGGCACCAUCGGCACGGGCUUGUUCCUGGGAACGGGCAAGUCUCUGGCGACGGGGGGGCCUGCGUCCAUGCUGACCUCGUACAUCAUCUGCGGUGCCAUUGUCUACGUGACGAUGCUGUCGCUGGGGGAGAUGGCUGCUUUCAUUCCCGUUGCGGGAUCGUUCUGUACUUUUGCGGGUCGUUUUGUUGAUGAUGCGUUGGGGUUCGCGCUUACAUGGAACUACUGGUUCAACGAUGCCGUGUCGACGGCGUCGGAUAUCAUCGCGCUGCAGCUGGUGCUCGAGUUCUGGACGGAUCAUUUCCCGGGCUGGGCAAUCAGUUUGAUCUUCUUGUUCGUGGUGAUCUUUCUGAAUGUCAUGUCUGUGAAGGUUUACGGCGAGAUUGAGUAUUGGCUUAGUCUUCUCAAGGUCGUUACCAUUAUUAUCUUUAUCAUCCUCGGCAUCGUUGUCAAUUGCGGCGGCAACAAGGAUCACACAUACAUCGGCAAUAAGUUCUUCUACCAGGGAGAAGCCCCGUUCGUGGGAGGGAUUGGAGGAUUCGCCUCUGUCUUUGUGACUGCAUCUUUUGCCUACGGCGGCACUGAAUCCAUCGCCAUCACCGCCGGCGAGACCAAGAACCCGUCCAAGACGCUCCCGCGCGUCGUGCGCAACGUCUUCUGGCGCAUCGUCCUCUUCUACAUCGUCUCGAUCGUGCUGAUCGGCCUCGACGUGCCCUACACCUACCCGGGUCUCUCCUCCAAGACGACGGCGACUAGCCCCUUCACCAUCGUCUUCGUCGAAGCCGGCAGCACGGUGGCGGGAAGUUUUAUCAACGCGGUGAUCAUGACGAGCGUCAUCUCCGCCGCCAACCACGCCCUGUUCGCCGGCUCGCGCUUGCUGUACACGUUGGCCGUGGACGGCUACGCGCCGAGGGUAUUUGGGCACUUGAACCGGUUUCAGGUGCCGUGGGUUGCCGUGCUGGCUACCUCGGUGAUUAGCGGGUUAUGUUUUGGGGCGAGUUAUAUCGGUGCUGGACAGCUUUGGUCGUGGUUGCAGAAUAUAGUAGGAGUCUCCAACCAACUCUCCUGGUUAUUCAUCGGCCUCGCCUCCCUCCGCUUCCGCGCCGGCAUCCGCCGCCAAAACCUCGAGCACCUCCUGCCCUACAAGAACUGGACCUAUCCCGUCGGCCCCGUGCUCGCCAUACUCCUCAAUGCGGUCUUGAUCCUCGUGCAGGGCUGGUCGUGCUUCAGCCAGAGCUUCCAGGCGGUCGAUUUCGUCAGCUACUACAUCGAGCUGCCGAUCAUGCUGGUCAUGUUCUUGGGGUGGAAAUUGGUGAAGCGCACCAAGUUUGUGCGGGCGGCGGAGAUGGAUUUGUUGACGGAUCGGUAUAAUCUGGCGCAUGUUGAGGGGAGGGAUGUUUAUGCUGAUGCGGGGGAAGUGGAUGGUCAGGGUGAGAGUCAGGGUGCAGGUGCGGGGGAGAAACGGGGGGUGCUGGGGGUGUUUAGAGAAGGGAACCAGAAGGGUGUGGUUGGGGUGGUGAAGAGGGUGGGGAUGUGGCUUUUCUUCUAA